CUCCCAUUUAUCCACUCCACUGAGGAAAAGGACAUUUCAGUCAUUUCGUCUCCAUUUUCCCUUCUUUGACCUCUAUUGACAUUCUUCUCUGCAAAAAUUUUGACCUGCGCUAAUACCCCGCCGUUGUGCUGUCGAAUAGCAUCUACGCAGAAAUUAAGGUUGGUAAUUUCGUCAGAGAGGAAUUAAAAUCCUGAAAUUUGGUUAUUGGUAGGGUUUGAUCGAGAAACUUUUCACUGAUCGGAGGGGGAGAAACUGGGGAGGGACAAUCGUGAAAUUUGUCUGGCGAUACCCAAACUGUUUCUGUUUAGCAUUGUUAAACAAAAGAAAGAUAUUGAAGUUUGAUUUUUGCCCGUUUCUGCAUCUGUUGGGAUGAGAUGCUUGAAUUUGGAGCUCAAGUUAGCUCCGAUCCUACUGCUUCUUAUAUGUGCUCCCAUCACAACUAAGGCAUCUGCUACUGUAGAUGGUUAUAAGAAGUGUGAACGUACUGUCAAGAAGUGGGCAUUCUCUUCCCGUGAUUCUGAAAUUAAAGAUGACAAACAUGUAUUGCGUGACUUGCUUUUUUUCCUACAUGUACCUCGGACAGGAGGGCGAACUUAUUUCCAUUGUUUCUUGAAGAAGUUAUAUGCAAAUGCCCAAGAAUGUCCACGCUCUUAUGAUAAGUUAAGGUUUAAUCCAAGAAAAUCAAACUGCCGGUUAUUAAGUACACAUGAUGACUAUAGCAUGAUGGUCAAACUUCCCAAGGAGCAAACUUCAGUGGUUACAAUGCUCAGAAAUCCUAUUGACCGUGUCUUUAGCACUUAUGAAUUUUCGGUGGAGGUAGCAGCUAGGUUUUUGAUACACCGUGACUUAACAUCUCUAUCAAAAAUGGCGAAACGUGCACGUAUGAAGGCAGGUGGAGUAAGCACACUGGAUAUCUGGCCAUGGAAAUAUUUGGUCCCUUGGAUGAGAGAAGAUCUUUUUGCUCGAAGGGAUGCUAGAAUUAGCAAAAGCCAUUCUUAUAUCAGAAGUAAUCGCUCAUACGACAUGGAAGAAAUUUUGAUGCCUCUACGUGAUUAUAUUAAUGAUCCUAUUGCUCGAGACAUCAUCCACAAUGGGGCCACCUUUCAGAUUGCAGGACUUACAAACAACUCUUAUUUAGCCGAAUCACAUGAAGUGCGCCAUUGUGUACUAAAGUAUCAGAGUCUUGGUCAAUAUGUGCUUGACGUUGUGAAGAAGAGAUUGGAUAGUAUGUUGUAUGUCGGUCUUACUGAGAAUCAUAGAGAGUCAGCCACUUUGUUCUCAAAUCUAGUUGGUGCACAGGUGAUAGCUCAGUUGACAAAAUCAAGCUCCAGUUCAGAUUCUGCCAUUAAUAAUGGUUCAGAACACAGAUCCUUGCUUCCGAAUUCCACAUCCGAUGCAAAUCAUCAAGACACUUACAGAAAGCUAGCGAAAGUAUCAUCAGCUAGUAAGGAUGCAGCAGCAAAUAUUAAUAUGGAUGCUGGAAAACUUAUGGAAGCAUAUGAGUCCUGCAUUUCAAGCUUAAGGAACUCCCAAUCAGAGCGACGCGUGAAAUCUUUGAAAAGAAUUUCUCCUGCAAACUUUACAAAAGAGGCUCGUCGUAAGGUACCGGAACUGCUUCUCCAGGAAAUUAAAUUACUGAACAGCCUAGAUAUGCAACUGUAUAGUUAUGCUCAGGACAUCUUUGCAAAGCAACGGGCACUUAUGGUGCAGAAUAUGGUUCGUGCAGAGAGUCUUCAAAGUGCGCACGAUGAGCACGCAAACAACAAUUCAUUCAGCCUUCCCUCAUGGAAAGUCGUUUUCUUGGUCAUUGCCUCUCUCUUGGUGCUUUUCUUCGUGUUUCAUUUUGUAAAUGCAAGGAGAAGGACUUCGAAAGUUAAAUUGUAAUUUUAGUUCGAACACCUGUUGAGGAUAUGAACAACUGCAGAGAAUGAAGCAAAAAAAGAUGAAAAAGCCUCGUUGAACUUCAAACGAUGGGCAACUUUGUAGCGAGGCACACUUAUGCCGAGGUAAAGAAGCUAUGGCUUAUCAAUGCAAAAUUUUUGUCGUACUUCAAAUGCAUGACAAACUUGACAUCUUCAAACUUUAACAGCGUUAAUCGAGCAUUGGACAGUAUUAUAGCAGAGAAAGCUCAAAUCUUUUCUUUUCCUUGUAAUCUAAGCUCAAAGCUCAAAACUUUAACAGCGUUAAUCUAAUUUUGGAUUCAUCUAAA
Messenger RNA from Olea europaea var. sylvestris, 2209 nucleotides. Its product is annotated as protein-tyrosine sulfotransferase-like. Gene Ontology annotation, cellular component: membrane. Lineage: Eukaryota; Viridiplantae; Streptophyta; Magnoliopsida; Lamiales; Oleaceae. Gene Ontology annotation, molecular function: heparan sulfate 6-sulfotransferase activity. The record is from RefSeq and is a predicted model, not a curated record. The transcript is spliced from 13 exons. The coding region runs from base 370 to 1884 and encodes 504 amino acids.